Messenger RNA from Emiliania huxleyi CCMP1516, 816 nucleotides. RefSeq lists its product as hypothetical. Lineage: Eukaryota; Haptophyta; Isochrysidales; Noelaerhabdaceae. The record is from RefSeq and is a predicted model, not a curated record. The transcript has 2 exons. Gene Ontology annotation, molecular function: thiolester hydrolase activity. Gene Ontology annotation, cellular component: lysosome. Bases 1 to 816 code for a protein of 271 amino acids.
AUGGGUGACGCGAGCUCCAACGAGGGGAUGCGCUCCCUCUGCGGCUCUGUCGAAGAGGAGUACCCGGGAACCCACGUGCUCUGCGCCUCGACUGCGGACGGAGCGGCGUCCAUGAAGAUGAGGCUGGACGACCAGAUCGCCGCCUUCGCCGCCGAGGCGAGCCCGGCGCCGCAGCGGCGGGACCGUCCCAGCCCUCACCCGGGCGUGGCUGGCUCGCACGGCUUCAACGCGGUGGGCCUGUCCCAAGGAGGGCUCGUGCUGCGCGGCUACCUCGAGCGCGGCUCGGGCCCUCCGAUCGGCCGCCUCGUCACCGUCUCGACACCGCACGCCGGCAUCGGCGCCUGCCCGGAGGGAGCAGUCUGGGCGCUGCUCUGCCUCGUCUUCAAGCUCGACCCGUACGGCUCCCCGACCGUCUUCUCGGACUACUGGAAGGACGUGUCGGGCGGCAGAGAGGCGUACCUCUCCCGCUCCCGCUGGCUGGCCGACGCAAACAACGAGCGCGACAGCGGCGCCAGCACAUCUGCAGCCAUGGCCCGGCGGCGCGCCGCGAUGCAGCGCCUCGAGGCGUACGUGCUUGUGCACGCGCUCAACGACACGCGCGUGGUGCCUCGGGAGAGCUCGACGCACGCCUUCUGGGCGUGGGGCGGCAAGGGCGGCCCGGUCGUGCCGAUGCGGCAGAGUGCCGAGUACCGCAACGACUCGCUCGGCCUGCGCAGCCUGGACGAGGCGGGCAGGCUGCACACGCUGCCCUUCCUCGGCGACCACCUCGACUUCGAGCCCGCCUUUUGGCGCGAGCGCGUCCUCUCGUGGCUCUGA